UGUAAUUCCGCUGUUAUUCAUGUUAAAUGUUCUGUCUGUUCUCCCAGAGCCGCCGGUUCCCAUCGCUCCUCCUCAGCUCAUGGCAGUCGGGGCCACAUAUCUCUGGAUCCAGCUCAAUGCGAACUCCAUCAACGGAGACGGGCCCAUCAUCAACCGCGAGGUGGAGUACCGCACCGUCUCCGGCACCAUGUACGACCUGCAGCCCGUCGAUAAAACCUCGCACAAGAUUGGCCAUCUGGACCCCGACACGGAGUACGAGAUCAGCGUGCUGCUGACGCGGCCCCUGGAGGGAGGAACCGGGGCCCCAGGGCCGCCGCUGAGAGCCCGCACCAAAUGCGCAGAGCCCAUGCAUGACCCGCAGCAGCUGAAGGUGGUGGACAUCAAGGCUCGUCAGGUGACGCUUCGCUGGGAGCCGCUGGGCUACAACGUGACACGCUGCCACAACUACAGCCUGAUGGUGCAGUACCGCGCCAGAGGAGGAGGCAAGGAGGAGAGCAGGGAGGAGGCGGCACACGGCAGCCAGCACACCAUCCACAACCUCUCGCCCUUCACCAACCUCAGCGUCAGGAUGCUGCUGCGCAACCGCGAGGGAGUCAAAGAGAGCCCCGAGAUCCACGUCCAGACCGAAGAAGACGUGCCGGGGGAAGUUCCUCUGGAUUCGAUCCAGGCCAGUGUUUACGAGAACAAGAUCCUGCUGAAGUGGAGAGAACCGGCGCAGACCUUCGGAAUCAUCACUCAGUAUGAGAUCUCGUAUAAAGCCGUCAGCUCCUUCGACCCGGUGCUGGAUCUCUCUAACCAGAGCGGGAAGGUGGUUAAACUGGGCAAUGAAACCAGCCACGUGUUUCUGGGUCUCUACCCCGGCUCCACGUACUCCUUCACCAUCAGAGCCAGCACCGCCAAGGGCUUCGGACCGCCCGCCAUCACCCAGGCCACCACCAUGAUCUCAGCUCCGUCGAUGCCGGCGUACGAUCAGGAGACUCCUCUGAACCAGACGGAUAGCACGGUGACGGUGGUGCUUAAACCGGCUCAGAGCCGAGGCGCUCCUGUCAGUGUGUAUCAGGUGGUUGUUGAGGAGGAGCGUCCUCGAAGGGCUCGUGGAGGUGAAGCGGAGAUCCUGCGCUGUUAUCCGCUGCCGGUUCACUAUCAUAACGCCAGCGGGCUGAACUCUCAGUACUACUACAGCGCUGAGUUCCCCUCCGCAGGCGUCUCAUCUCCGCAGACGUUCACCGUCGGAGACAACCGGACCUACGGCGGAUACUGGAACGCCCCGCUGCUGCCACACAAGAGCUACAGCAUCUACUAUCAGGCCGUCAGCGCCGCCAACGGGGAGACAAAAAUCGACUGUGUCCGUGUCGCUACCAAAGCUGCUAUCUUGGUGACGCAGCUCACCACUCCUUACGUUCGCAUCGCUCCGGCCGCUGGAGACAAUCAGCUAACAGGCGCGGCGACGCACAAACCCAACGCAGUGGAGCCGGAGAAACAGACUGACCACACGGUGAAGAUCGCCGGCGUCAUCGCAGGAAUACUGCUCUUCGUCAUCAUCUUCCUCGGCGUGGUGCUGCUCAUGAAGAAACGGAGAACCUAUCAGUCCUACACUUACUACCUAAAGCUGGCGAAGAAGCGCAAGGAGACGCUGAACAGCACGAGACAGGAGAUGACGGUGAUGGUGAACUCAAUGGACAAGAGCUACACGGAGCAGGGAACCAACUGUGAUGAAGCGCUUUCAUUCAUGGACACACACAACCUCAACGGACGCUCCGGAUCUUCUCCGUGUUCUGUGACGGUGAAGACGAACACGAUGAGCAGCAGCAUCCCGAACACGUAUUACCCAGACCCCUUCGUUCCCACCGCGAUCUUAGUCCCCAUUAAUGACGAGACUCAAACCCUGACCAGUGACACCAGCAGCCUGGUGCAGUCACACACACACACACACUCGUCGCACACACACUCGCUGCGCAAGCGUGAGGCCGUGGACGUGCCGUACCACACGGGCCAGCUGCAUCCCGCCAUCCGCGUGGCCGACCUUCUGCAGCACAUCACGCAGAUGAAAUGUGCCGAGGGCUACGGCUUCAAAGAGGAGUACGAGAUCAAUGAGAGCUUCUUCGAGGGUCAGUCUGCCCCCUGGGAUUCAGCCAAGAAAGACGAGAACCGCAUGAAGAACCGUUAUGGAAACAUCAUCGCUUAUGAUCACUCGCGUGUGCGGCUGCAGAAUCUGGACGGAGAGCAGAACUCUGAUUACAUUAAUGCUAAUUACGUUGAUGGCUAUCACAGGCCGAAUCAUUACAUCGCUACACAAGGACCGAUGCAGGAGACCGCCAUCGACUUCUGGAGGAUGGUGUGGCAGGAGAACACGGCAACCAUCGUCAUGGUGACCAACCUGGUGGAAGUUGGCAGGGUGAAGUGCUGUAAGUACUGGCCAGACGACACCGAGAUCUACAGAGACAUCAAGGUGACGCUGAUCGAGACGCAGCUUUUGUCCGAGUACGUCAUCAGAACGUUUGCGGUGGAGAAGCGAGGAGCUCACGAGAUCCGUGAGAUCAGUCAGUUUCAUUUCACCGGUUGGCCGGAUCACGGCGUUCCGUAUCACGCCACGGGUCUGCUGGGAUUUGUGCGGCGGGUCAAAGCCAAAUCCCCCCCCAACGCCGGACCCAUCGCGGUCCACUGCAGCGCGGGGGCGGGCCGAACAGGCUGCUUCAUCGUGAUUGACAUCAUGCUGGACAUGGCGGAGCGGGAAGGAGUCGUCGACAUCUAUAACUGCGUGAGAGAGCUGCGGUCGCGCAGAGUCAACAUGGUGCAGACCGAGGAGCAGUAUGUCUUCAUUCAUGACGCCAUCUUGGAGGCGUGUCUCUGCGGCGACACCACCAUCCCAGCCAAUCAGCUUCGCUCGGUUUACUACGACAUGAACCGAUUGGAUCCUCAGACCAACUCCAGUCCAAUCAAAGAGGAGUUCAGGACGCUGAACAUGGUGACUCCGACGCUGCGUGUGGAGGACUGUAGCAUCGCUCUGCUGCCGCGGAACCACGAGAAGAACCGCUGCAUGGAUGUGCUUCCUCCGGACCGCUGCCUGCCCUUCCUCAUCACCAUCGACGGAGAGAGCAGCAACUACAUCAACGCCGCGCUCAUGGACAGCUACAAGCAGCCGUCUGCGUUCAUCGUUACCCAGCAUCCUUUGCCAAACACAGUGAAGGACUUCUGGCGUCUGGUUCUGGACUAUCACUGCACAUCUAUCGUGAUGCUGAACGAUGUGGAUCCGGCGCAGCUGUGUCCGCAGUACUGGCCGGAGAACGGUGUUCAUCGUCACGGGCCGCUGCAGGUGGAGUUUGUGUCGGCGGAUCUGGAGGAGGACAUCAUCAGCAGGAUCUUCCGCAUCUACAACGCUGCGCGGCCACAGGACGGGUACCGGAUGGUGCAGCAGUUCCAGUUUCUGGGCUGGCCGAUGUACCGCGACACACCCGUCUCCAAACGCUCCUUCCUCAAACUUAUCCAUCAGGUGGACAAAUGGCAGGAGGAGUAUGACGGAGGAGAGGGACGCACCGUUGUACACUGCCUGAACGGCGGCGGUCGCAGCGGGACGUUUUGUGCCAUCAGCAUCGUGAGUGAAAUGCUGCGGCAUCAGCGCUCGGUCGAUGUGUUUCACGCCGUCAAAACCCUGCGCAACAACAAGCCCAACAUGGUGGAUCUGCUGGAUCAGUACAAGUUCUGCUAUGAAGUGGCUUUAGAGUAUCUGAACUCAGGCUAACGGACCGACGCUCCAUGUGUGUGUGUGUGUGUGUGUGUGUGUGUGUGUG
Messenger RNA from Sinocyclocheilus grahami, 3788 nucleotides. RefSeq names its product receptor-type tyrosine-protein phosphatase mu-like. Gene Ontology annotation, molecular function: protein tyrosine phosphatase activity; protein binding. The coding region runs from base 20 to 3739 and encodes 1239 amino acids. NCBI's taxonomy places the organism in Eukaryota, Metazoa, Chordata, Actinopteri, Cypriniformes, Cyprinidae. The record is from RefSeq and is a predicted model, not a curated record. Gene Ontology annotation, biological process: protein dephosphorylation. The transcript has 30 exons.